UCUCCCGCGGCGCACCCCGCCCGCCCGCUUCUCGAGAUGUGCAAGGGACUGGCGGGCCUGCCGGCCUCCUGCCUGCGGAGUGCAAAAGAUAUGAAGCACCGGCUAGGCUUCCUGCUACAGAAGUCCGACUCCUGCGAGCACAGCUCUGCCCACAGCAAGAAGGACAAAGUGGCUGUUUGCCAGAGGGUGAGCCAAGAGGAAGUCAAGAAAUGGGCUGAAUCACUGGAAAACCUGAUUACCCAUGAAUGUGGGCUGGCCACGUUCAGGGCAUUCCUGAAGUCCGAGUACAGCGAGGAGAACAUUGACUUCUGGGUUAGCUGCGAGGAGUACAGGAAGACCAAGUCACCCGCCAAGCUCAGCCCUAAGGCCAAGAAGAUCUACGAGGAGUUCAUCUCUGUGCAGGCCACCAAGGAGGUGAACCUGGACUCUCACACCAGGGAGGAGACUGGCCGGAAUGUGUUGGAGCCCACAGUGACCUGCUUUGACGAGGCCCAGAGAAAGAUCUUCAACCUGAUGGAGAAGGACUCCUACCGCCGCUUCCUCAAGUCCCGGUUCUAUCUGGAUUUGGCCACGCCUUCCAGUGGCAGGGCCGAGAAGCAGAAGGGAGCCAAGGGUCCUGCAGACUGUGCGUCCCUACCCCCGCAGUGUGCCUGAUUCCCUCUGAGGCCCAGCCUGGAAUGGGAGAUGCUGUGUUCUGGACACCUGAGGACAACAACAAGCGUGGUGACUGUGCACAGCCCUGUGUAAGUCACUGCCAUGUAGACUUGGGUGGAGCAGCCCACCCUCCCCAAGCAAGCACCCAAGUGAUGGCCUCAGGGCUGGGAUUCCAGACCCACUGGCAGUGCCCUCCCACAGCAUGACCUCCGUCUGGUCGGCUGGUGCACAUCCUCUGACACCCAUGUGGACAUGCAUUCUGCUGGCCAGCACUUCUGCAGGU
This is a messenger RNA of Marmota flaviventris (yellow-bellied marmot), 937 nucleotides long. RefSeq names its product regulator of G protein signaling 4 (gene Rgs4). NCBI's taxonomy places the organism in Eukaryota, Metazoa, Chordata, Mammalia, Rodentia, Sciuridae. The record is from RefSeq and is a predicted model, not a curated record.